AAACUCGUGUUACUCAUUUCGAUCGCGUUAUGCGAGUUUUUCUUUGCCAGUUUGUGUGUUUUUAUAACCCGAUUACGAGUUGUAGAACUCGAGUUUGUUUAGCCAAAAACACUAACACAAGUUCCGUAACUCGCCUCAAUGCAAUGUUUGGCGCCUUUUUCAUUACCAAACUGGAGAAGCAAUGGCGGAGGUGCGUAUAAAAUAUUUCUGUAGAAAAUUUAAAGCAUAACAAAUGUCUGAUGUGGGGUUGGGAGAGUGGAACCUCUUUUUAGCUCACCUUUCCUAAAAGGAAAUGUGAGCUUUUCCCAUCACUUGGCGUCCGUCGUUGUCGUCGUCGUCUGUCGUCUGGCGUCUGGCGUCGUCGUUAACAAUUUUUCAAACAUCUUCUCCUCUGAAACUACUGAAUGGAUUUGGAUGAAACUUAGCAUGAUUGUUCCUGAGGUUAUCCUGCACAAAGUUUAUGCUUCGAUUUUUGAUCCGUCAAAAACAUGGCCGCCGUUACUUAAAAUAGAACAUAGGGGGUGAAACAACAGUUUUUUGCAAAUAUCUCAAAAUUAUUAGGUUAAGAUAAAUUCUGGCAAUUUCAAAGUGUUAAGCAUGAUGAGAGCUACCUUUGUGCAGAUUUUCGUGAAAAUCUGUCGACUGAUGUUUGAGUUAUUGUCUUUUUUGACAUUUUUCGCUAUUUUUGAUGUUAUUAUAGAUCUAAAAAUCUUCUUCUCUGAAACGACCAUUCAAAAUCAAAUGAAACUAAGUAAGAUUGUACCUUAGGGUAUCCUACAAAAAGUUUAUGCUUGGAUUUUUGAUUGGUCGAAAAAAAUACUUCAAAUAUAACAGCCACUUUUUCGUCGCUUCAGUAUUUAAGAUACAUUUUUGUCCUAUUUACACAUGGCCUGGCCGGCCAGGCCAUGUGUAAAUUAUACAACAAAUCUAUGGCUUGCAUGAAUUAUUUCUUAAUCAUACUCACAAACAGUUCAACCAAAGCUUUUUAAAUAUUGAUCUGUUGUAACUAAUGUGACAAACUGAGGACAAAUUAAAUUUUAACAAUUUUCCACUUUUGUAUUUGUUUGACAUGUUUGAGGAGUUUAAUGAUCCUUGAAAUGUAGAAAAACUUGCAUUAUAAAAAUAAUUGUAAAAAAAUCUGUUUGAUGUCUGUGAAAGCCUUUUAUUUGUUAAUUUUUUUCAGAGGAAAAGAUGAUUGCGAUGAUUGAUAAAUUACGUGAAAAAGUUAAAAAAAGGAAACUAGAACCUGCAACACUUGAUAGGGAGGUGAACAGCACUAGUAGCACUCAACGCAGUAACUUAAAAUUUCAUUGUGGGUGGAAGCAUUACUCAUUUGCUUCCAACGUGUAUAAGCAAGUAAAAUCCAAUUCAAAAAAACUCAAACUAACUGAUUGUGGGAGCCAAAUUAUAGUUGUUAAAUAUAAUGCAACAUAUGAGGAGGUAAUAGAGAAGCUUACAGAUAAAUAUUACCCCUGUGGCAGAAGCAAGAAAGGGUCUUUACAUAAAAUGACACUGAGCUUUGGAUCUUUCACUGAAACAAUAAACAGAGAAAAUUUUUCAGCGUUACAAUUCUACAACGAACGUAAAACUUCAGAAGCAAGGAUUUACCUGUUGUCUAAGGAAAAGAUACAUGACAUGCUUGCCAUAACCGAUUCCGAUUCUGAUGAAUUGGAAAGUUUAGGAUUUCCCGGAAACAUGUCCCCACCAGAGCCUGAAAUAAUACUAGGAGUUGGAAAGCCUAUGACAUCUCCAGCCAUGAAUGUUCCUUUUAGAUCAUCAACACUAGGAACACCGAACAUUGCAACUCCUCAGGCAAUUGUUUCUAGUAGAACACCUACACUAGGAACACCCACACUAGGAACACCCACACUAGGAACAUCAAUAGGAGCUUUUGGUGGAACACCAAUAGGUGCUACUGAUACAAACAAACCUAUUGUAUUUCAUGCUGAUACACCUACAGUUACAUUCUCAUAUGACAGACGCUGUCAGAUCUGUGUGGACCGGGAAAGGGAUGCUUACCUGUCACCUUGUGGUCACACAUUUUGUCUUGUCUGUGCAUUGCAAGUUGAAAAUAUGGGGCAAAACUGUCCAUCCUGUAGGGGGGAAAUUGACAAAGUGUGUUCCAUGUUUCUAUAAGUUGUUAUUCAUGUUGAUAGAUUGUACUUUUUUGUAAUAGGAGUGUAAAUGUAAAAUGAUAUUAUGUUUGCAAGUAUUAGACAAAUAUAUAUGCUGGUUCAAAGAAUGAGGUAGAAAGAUGUAAGCAAAUGUUUUUUUUUCUUUUCAAAGUGUGAAAAAGCAUUAAAUAAUGUUAUUUAAUGAACUGAAGUAUAUUAAGGUAAAAAAUUACUUAUUUUUACUUCAUCUACAAUUUAGGUAUGUGAAAUGUUAAAAAAACUUCCUUUUCACGAAAUUCAGUAUUAAUGACUAUUCGGGGACUAUUCUUUUAAUCACAAAAUUUAUGUUAAUAGAAAAUUGUCGGAAAUUGUAGUCAGUGUGUAGUGUCCAUAACCAUCCGAAUUCUUGUAAAAAAGUGUAUUUUAAAGAUUUGUCUUUUCAGAAAUUCAUUUUUUAAUCAUUCCUGAAGUGAACAGCACUUCUUCUGUUUAGAUAUGUUUAAAGUUUUACUUCAGAUUUGAAAUUACUUAAUUUGUCCUGUCAAUGUCAAUAUGUCUUGUUUGUUUUCAUUGAAAUAACUUUAAUUACAUAAAUUCAUUUAUAAUCCAGCAGCAUUUUGGUGUUAAAAAUGUAAACAUUAAUAGAAAAAUACACUAAUUUGAUAUUUUACCUUUGAAAAAUGAUUCUUGAAGUGAUUUACUUUUAAGAGUUCAUUUUGUAAGAGAUCCAUUUUCAAACAGU
Messenger RNA from Mytilus californianus (California mussel), 2856 nucleotides. RefSeq lists its product as uncharacterized. Bases 1192 to 2136 code for a protein of 314 amino acids. The transcript has 4 exons. Lineage: Eukaryota; Metazoa; Mollusca; Bivalvia; Mytilida; Mytilidae. The record is from RefSeq and is a predicted model, not a curated record.